AUGAUAAGUAGAGAAACAUCAUCAGCCCGGGAGUUUUUUUUUUUUUUUUUUUUUUUUUCUUUUAAACUGAUAUCAGCCGCCGUUUCUGGUCGUGUUUACAAAAUCUGGCCACAUCAUUGCGCCGGAGAAUCGCACGCUGGAUUUCCUCAAUCGACAGACAAGGCCAACGUAGCGAUGGUAACGUUAAAUGUCCUUGAAUAUCCAAGCUGCCCUCGCAGGAGUUGGCGGCUCGGCUCGUCCUGUAGCGAGGGAAAUGGACCGGCUGUGGUCUCAACCCAGCAGCUGCCGCCUCCGUCCAGAGAACCGGGAAGAGUGAAGAACAAUCAGCCGAAGAGCACCCGCCAUCCCGGCAAAAAGGACCUGAUAGACCUUCCUGUCCUGAAUGAGGACGAGCUUGAAGAGCAGUUUGUGAGAGGAUCUGGACCUGGGGGACAGGCCACCAACAAAACCAGCAACUGUGUGGUGCUCAAGCACAUCCCCACUGGGAUUGUAGUAAAGUGCCAUCAAACCAGAUCUGUGGAAAUAAAUCGAAAGCGUGCCCGGGGAAUUAUGAGAGAGAAACUUGAUGUUGCAUAUAAAGGAGAACUCAGUGACGUUCUUGUGAAGAAGAAAGAGUCUGUGCUGAGGAAACAAGAGAAGAAGAAGAAGGCACAUGAGAAUCUGGAGAGAAAAAGACUGUUUAAAGAAGCACAGGUUGCAGAUUCUGAACCUGGGAAUGACACUUUUUAAAAUGUUUGCGUGGAAUAUAGAAAGACAGGAGUACUGUACUCUAGUUGUUGUGUAUUUUAUGCCAGCAAAGGCUAAGAGAAGAAUUUUCAAGUAUGGUUUAAAAAAUUAUUUACAGCAAGAUUGCUGAAAAUGUAUUUAUUUAUCAUUUAUUAUUAUGUCUUCUUAGAUAAAGUAAUAGGAGCUUCAAAAUUCUACUGACUGAACCAUGCUUUUAAAGUCGCCCUCCACUCAAAUUGUGUUUUGGUCAUUAUUAUGUCUCUUGGAUGUUUGACCUUCAUUGUGCAGUGACUGUCACUUGAAGACUGCUUUCAAAUUCUUCUGCUGAAACUGGAAAGUUUUGUAAGCCAGGCAACUUACACAAGUGUGAUCUGGAAACUUGAAGCAUGCAUUACACAUUCACUGAUAAUGGACAUUCAGUGAUGUAGGAGACAUCUUAAGGGAGUGAGAGAGGAGGUGUAGAUGUAAUUUUAAGAAUUUUUAACCAAGAAAUUUAACACAAAUUACAACAAGUAUUUUUAUAUAUUUUCAAACAUGCCUGGAUCAUAAAAUUUUCUUUCUGCUCACUAUUUUAUACACUAAGUUGGCAGUUUAUUGAACCUAGCUAAAGGUCUCCUAUUGCACUUAGUGCACGCUUUAGUGUUGUCCAUCACUUGUAAGUCAGUUUAAUAGAGCAGUGCAGAAAAUCCAACCUUUCAUGGCGGUUAUGAUGUUCAGUUUGUGUUGAAACUGUUUCAGAAAGGUCAAGAAAAACAAUGGUCAUUAAAAUGGCAGUUUGUGGUGCUUUUGAAUUGUAUAGCGUUAUACAGAGGUGGAUAAAAUAAUAAACACCUGUCCUGAGCAAGGUGUACCUAAUAAACUGCCAUUUGAGUAUAUACCAAAAACA
Messenger RNA from Seriola aureovittata, 1612 nucleotides. RefSeq names its product mitochondrial translation release factor in rescue (gene mtrfr). The transcript is spliced from 3 exons. Gene Ontology annotation, biological process: translational termination. Gene Ontology annotation, molecular function: translation release factor activity. NCBI's taxonomy places the organism in Eukaryota, Metazoa, Chordata, Actinopteri, Carangiformes, Carangidae. The record is from RefSeq and is a predicted model, not a curated record. Gene Ontology annotation, cellular component: mitochondrion. Bases 1 to 729 code for a protein of 242 amino acids.